CCAUGGGUGUGAUAUGUGUAUAGUAUACCCAAGAAAAUAAAAGAAAAGAAAGGCAUCACUGCUCAGCCAAGCAACACAAUCACUUGGAGAUUUACGACACACACACACACCGCCGAUGACUCAAACCGGCCCCCGGAGACUCCGCAACUCCGCCCUAGACGACGACUCUCAACCUCAACCCCAACCCCAACCGUCUUCUUCAACAACAGGUAUGCGACUCAUCGUCCCUCUACAAGGCAUCGUUCAAGGCAGAGGCGGCUUAAUUCUCGGCUCCGUCAUCCCCUGCGCCAUGUUCUACUUCCUCCAAUUCUACCUCAAACGACGCCGUUCGCCACCGGCCUCGAACCCUCCGUCACCGGGUAAUCUGACGGACCUUUCUAGGUCUGCUUCCAGGUCUAAUUUGUUGCUGCCACGUGGCCGCCCACACGUGUCGUCUAGGGUUUCUUCUAUUGCCAAAGCCAAUGAUUCGCCUUAUUACAUUGGAUUGGAUAAAGCUACUUCGGAUCCGUACGAUAGGCUUUGUAAUCCUGGUGGUGUUGUUCAGCUCGGAUUGGCCGAGAAUCGGUUGACACUGGAUUUGAUUGAGAAUUGGAUUACUAACAAUUUGAAUGAGUCUAUACUUGGUGGUGGUUUGAGUGUUAGUGGCAUUGUUACCUACCAGCCACAUGAUGGAAUGCCAGAGUUAAAACUGGCUAUGGCUGGUUUGAUGUCACAAGUAGUGGGAAAAACUGUAACAUUUAACCCCUCUCAAAUAGUGUUAACAUCUGGUGCAACUCCCGCUAUCGAGAUUCUUUGUUUUGCUUUGGCAGACCAAGGAAACACAUUUCUUAUACCUGCUCCAUACUACCCUGGGUUUGACAGGGAUAUGAAAUGGAGAACUGGAGUCGAGUUAAUACCCGUCCAUUGUCGUAGCUCCGACAAUUUUACUUUAAGCAUUCCUGUUCUCGAACAAGCAUUUAAUCAAGCAAGAAAACGAGGCCAAAAAGUCAAAGGAAUCCUAUUGUCAAACCCUUCUAACCCGGUUGGCAACUUAAUGACCCGCGAAACCCUUUUAAGUCUUCUAGAUUUUGCUAGAGAAAAGAACAUUCACAUCAUAUCUGAUGAAAUAUUUUCCGGUUCAACCUUCGGUGAUGAAGAAUUUGUAAGUAUGGCAGAAAUAAUCGACUCAGAAGAUGCCGAUAAAGAUCGGGUUCAUAUAGUUUAUGGACUAUCGAAAGAUUUAUCUCUUCCAGGUUUUCGGGUCGGGGUUAUAUAUUCGUAUAACGAAAACGUUCUGACCGUUGCUCGAAAAAUGACGAGGUUUUCUUCAGUUUCAGCUCCGACUCAGCGGUUAGUAACUUCUAUGCUUUCCGAUACAACGUUUAUCAAGAGUUAUACUGAAAGAAACCGAGAACGAUUAAGGACUAUGUACGACUUGUUUGUGGACGGUCUUAAAGAACUCGGAAUCGGUUGUACAAAGAGCAGUGGAGGGUUGUACUGUUGGUGCGAUAUGAGUGGACUAAUUCGCCCUUAUAACGAAAAAGGGGAACUUGAUUUGUGGGAUAAACUUUUAAACGUAGGUAAGAUCAAUAUAACCCCCGGUUCGUCUUGUCACUGCAUUGAACCUGGAUGGUUCAGAUGCUGUUUUACUACGUUAGAUGAAAACGAUAUUCCUGUAGUUAUGGAACGUAUCCGUUUAGUUGUUGAAGCUUGUAAAUCCCCUGCUUGAAGUGAUUUAAAGUCCAAGAAAAUGAAAUGAAAAUGAAAAAUGCGUGAAUAUUUUGAUCGGGUCGCCAGAUUGCCUCGUAUUUGAGCAUGAUGUAUCGGGUCAAAGGAAGAACAUAAUGGCAAUUAUAACUGAAAAUGAACCGGACCAGUUCGGGGCUUGACGAUUGCUAGGCAAGGUUAGUUAUUGAAUUGAUUGUUAAGUUUAGUUAUUGUGUGAUGAUAUAUAAUUUAUUCUCAUGUCUAGAAAUCCACCGAUUUAAAUGUAGGGAGUAAAAUAAACGAAUUAUUGUUUCUUUUACAUCUUAGGUUCAAUACUAUAAAUACAAGCCAUUUUUUUUUUUUUGUUACAAGAUUAACAUGUUUCUAUC
Messenger RNA from Helianthus annuus (common sunflower), 2075 nucleotides. RefSeq names its product probable aminotransferase ACS12. The transcript is spliced from 4 exons. The record is from RefSeq and is a predicted model, not a curated record. The coding region runs from base 116 to 1708 and encodes 530 amino acids. Lineage: Eukaryota; Viridiplantae; Streptophyta; Magnoliopsida; Asterales; Asteraceae. Gene Ontology annotation, biological process: biosynthetic process; amino acid metabolic process. Gene Ontology annotation, molecular function: pyridoxal phosphate binding; L-aspartate:2-oxoglutarate transaminase activity; aromatic-amino-acid:2-oxoglutarate transaminase activity.